ACGAUCCUCGCACCCUGGAGAUUCCUAAGAUGUCUGUCUGUGCGCUGCGCUUCUCCGAGACGGCUCGCAAGAGAAUUGUUGCAGCGGGUGGCGAGUGCUUGACAUUCGAUCAGUACGCCGCAUUCGCACACGAAGCCCUACGUACGCUCAAAAGGAAGGAAGUUCGAAAUGGCCAGAGGUCGGAGAAAGUCACGGGGUUACAAGAACUAAGAUUGAAACCAAAAUUAAAACUGGAGCUGAAAUACUACAGUACAAUAGAAGAAGCGGCGCUAGAAUUGCUGUGUAUCUACAGCUCUAUGUUGCUAUGGGGGGUUCAGUGGCGCCCGAAACAACUCAAACUCUAUUGUUAUUAUUAUGACUGUUUCAGUAAUAAUGACGAUAAUAAAUGGUCCGUUGCUGCCGCAUAUGCAAAGAGAGCAGUGGACAAACUCGUCAUUACGUAG
Eimeria maxima is the source of this 443-nucleotide messenger RNA. Its product is annotated as 60S ribosomal protein L18, putative. Gene Ontology annotation, biological process: translation. Gene Ontology annotation, molecular function: structural constituent of ribosome; RNA binding. The annotation marks the transcript as partial. The transcript is spliced from 2 exons. The record is from RefSeq and is a predicted model, not a curated record. NCBI's taxonomy places the organism in Eukaryota, Apicomplexa, Conoidasida, Eucoccidiorida, Eimeriidae. Gene Ontology annotation, cellular component: cytosolic large ribosomal subunit; ribosome.